AUGGCCUCGCACGACCAGAACCACGGCACGGCCUAUUGCUCGGGAGAUAUGAAGAAUCGUAGUGUGAGCCCUUCGCCGCAUGGCCAACACUAUCAAGACCUCAACUCCGGUGGAUUAGGAGUUGACCCCUCCAUGGCUGCUUAUUCGACAAACCCCUCGUACCACAAUCCCGACAGUAGCAUCGGUGGUGCUGAAUAUGGAUACCCAAGCUAUCUUGCUGGCGCGCCCUCGACACAGACAUUAUCGCCAACGGACCAGAGCUAUGCUUCAACCAUCAAUAACAACAAUAUUCCGAUAUCGCAAUCCUUCGAGACAAGCCUGGUCAAUCAGCUCGAGCACUCCUCGACGGGACUUAGAGCGAUGCAGCGCGACGAAAACUUCUCCAAUAUGCUCAACUCGAAUCACCCAGAAUUGGACUUCGCUCUCUACCAGAAUCAUAGCCCCAACAGCGUUUCCACCCCCGAGUACGAUUCUUCGUUGUUACUGGACCCGCAAAUGCACCAGCGCCAGUCCAUCAACCAAGCCAUCGGCCCUGUUGAUAUGGUCAGCCCCAUCUCCAACCCUUCAACAUCCCCACAUCCGUCAUCGCAAGAUCAGCAGCAUUCCUCGCCUGGGCCCAUGUCCCCUCCAGGAUCCACACCGGGUACAUACUAUACCCCUCAGCAUUCACGACACACUUCGCUUGACCCGGCUACCGCAGCGUAUUUGACAGCCCAAUCAGGUCCAGACUGGCAGUCGGUCAUGAGUAAUGUUUCCUUCCAGGGGCACCGGCGUGCACCGUCCGAGGUUUCCGAGGUUUCAUCAGCGAACCACUCCCCUUACUUGUCUCAGCACGAAUUCGAUGGCAUUGAGAACAAUGCAUCUCCUUCUUUGGUUCCCCAGAGUGACCCAAGUCUAUACGACCACGGCUUAGGCAUGGAAACAUUCACCUUGUCAGAGCAGCAUCAGCAGGGGAUCAGCCCCCUCCACAGCCCAUACAUCUCUCCGCGCUUAAUGCCACAGCAGGGAGGUGAAAUGGUGCCAAACAAUUCGUAUCUUUCUCAGUUUCCCUCGGCGCCAACAGACAUGUACGGAAUGCCCAAAGAGGAAAUGAUGAACAUGGGGAAAUUGAAUAAUACGCCGGGCGACAUUGGUCAGGCUUCACAGAUGGCUCCUCCAUCAAUCAAUGUUGAGUUUGCUCCACCAUUGCGAAAUCCAAACUUCGAUCCAUCAAAGUCAUCAACGGCAGAUUUUGACUCAUUGAGCCCUCCCGCUAUGCGAUCUCGUGUUCGUAGCAAAUCUGAUCCUUAUCACCCUGCUUCCCGUCCACGCUCUCCUGCAGCUACAACAGUGACAAGUCUGGAGCCCCAUGCACCUGCCGCCGCACGGUCUUUGUCACCUGUUGGAUCGAUUGGCUCUCACUCGCACAGUAACCCUGGUUCACGAGAUCCCUCACCCUCACGAUCAAACCGACGCCUCUCCACCUCAUCAAUUGAGAAUCGAAACUACAUCCUAGAUCUCGCCGAUCCACAAAGACCUGGCGCAGCACCCGGGGAGCCAAAGCGAAUCCAGAAGCACCCAGCUACCUUCCAGUGCAACCUAUGUCCGAAGCGAUUUACCCGCGCAUACAAUCUGCGAUCCCACCUCCGCACUCACACCGACGAACGACCAUUCGUGUGUACAGUGUGUGGCAAAGCAUUUGCGCGACAGCACGACCGCAAACGCCAUGAAGGCCUCCAUUCUGGCGAAAAGAAAUUCGUCUGUCGCGGCGACCUCUCGCAAAGCGGACAAUGGGGCUGCGGCCGCCGCUUCGCCCGUGCGGACGCUCUGGGCCGUCACUUCCGCUCAGAGGCUGGCCGCGUAUGUAUCAAGCCUCUUCUUGAUGAGGAGUCGCAAGAGCGUGAUCGCGUCUUGCUAGAGCACCAGCAGCAACAGCAACAACAAUCGCCAUCUGGCCAUCUUCAGCCAAUCCCCCAGCCGCUCGUUAUGCCCAACAUGCCCGGCAUGGACGGGCAAUCGACGGGUAACUUCGUCCUGCCUGCUGCUCUGCUGGCGCAAUACCCGGCUUUGCAGAAUCUGCAGUGGGACCAGAUCUCGGCUGUGGGUGAUGAUCCGGGUGAGAUAGGUGGGCGAAGUAGCUUUGAUGCUAGCUCUGGCGGGGAGUUUGGCUUUGAUGAGGAUGAUUCGGGACUGGGUGGUAGUUAUGCUAGUAACCAGGCGAGUAUAUACGGCGUCAAUAACUCUGACCAGAUGUUGGGGGUCAAUCCUGGAGACCCUGGGUUUUCUGAUCAGAAGUGGACUGGAUGA
Penicillium coprophilum is the source of this 2286-nucleotide messenger RNA. RefSeq names its product putative C2H2 transcription factor Crz1 (gene crzA). Gene Ontology annotation, molecular function: DNA-binding transcription factor activity, RNA polymerase II-specific; RNA polymerase II cis-regulatory region sequence-specific DNA binding. Bases 1 to 2286 code for a protein of 761 amino acids. Lineage: Eukaryota; Fungi; Ascomycota; Eurotiomycetes; Eurotiales; Aspergillaceae. Gene Ontology annotation, biological process: regulation of transcription by RNA polymerase II. The transcript is spliced from 2 exons. The record is from RefSeq and is a predicted model, not a curated record. Gene Ontology annotation, cellular component: nucleus.